This is a messenger RNA of Botrytis fragariae, 213 nucleotides long. RefSeq lists its product as uncharacterized. The record is from RefSeq and is a predicted model, not a curated record. NCBI's taxonomy places the organism in Eukaryota, Fungi, Ascomycota, Leotiomycetes, Helotiales, Sclerotiniaceae. The transcript has 2 exons. The coding region runs from base 1 to 213 and encodes 70 amino acids.
AUGUUUGCAUCCCCUCCAUCGAAGAACUGCGCCGUGGGAGGAAAUGAGUUCAGAAAUCGUUCAAAAUCUCAUUACUACAUCACGAAAAUUGACUGGCUCAUCGCUUUUCGCAAUGUAACAGUCGCAUGUGUCACCCCGAGUUUGUCCUACCUUUAUGUUUUGGGUUAUUUCAUGGAUAGAACAGCCGAUGUAGCUGUGACUCCAAAACCGUAA